Molecule: messenger RNA, 3002 nt
Organism: Ectocarpus siliculosus
Lineage: Eukaryota; Phaeophyceae; Ectocarpales; Ectocarpaceae
Source: the annotation of a GenBank genome assembly
AUGUCGUGCUCUUUGGAUGCUGCAGACGGUGCUCUUCGGACCGGAAUCGCCCCUGCCGACGUUUUUAUACUGUCUCGGCUGAACGACACGACAUCUUACUUCUUCACGUGGUUCUGCAAGAAGUACCGAAUCCAAAUUGGCCCCCCACGUGGACUCGGAGGCAAGGAAGAAAAAACCAGAUGCCCUAUAUGUUUAGACUCGUGCACGAAGUCCAUCGAGCUCCAGUGUGGACAUUCUUUCUGUCGCUCGUGCCUCAUUCAGUCGGCCGCGAACAACAUGACCUCAUGCGCCCUCUGCCGACGGGAGCAGGAGAUCGACCCAGAGCAACUCCGCGCCCGAUUCGAUGAGCAACGAAUGCUGAACCUCGCUCAGCGCCUGGCGAUCCCGCCGCCGCCGGUGCGCUCGCGCCCUACCGCAACAGGCGCCGCCAUGUCCGCCAGCGAAGGGGCAUGCGAAGAAAAGGAGGUGCGGGUCAGAGUGGGGGUUGUCCCAACCUCAACGACGCAGCGUGAAGUGCUUUUUGGUCUGGGAGGAGACGUAGGAGCGAUGUCAUCCGACGAUCUUCGCCGUCGAUGGAGCUGCGGUGUGCAAACGGCAAGUUCAACCGCUGGAGCAGCAUCGUCUUCCGAGCUUCGUUCUUCGUGGCGGGAAUCGCACGACAGAUCGCGCUCUCCCAUGCCCAUCCACAGUGAGGGCGACCUUUUCGGCACUUCUUGUCAGGUGUUGCACGGAGCUGAUAGCCUCAGCUGCUCCGGCCACGCCGAUAUUGGCAGUCAUUUUACAGGUGCCAGCCCGCGCAGGAGCCCUGACUCGCAAUGCGCCGGAGGGGGCCGGGUGAACUCAAUGUGUCUUGAACGGCACAGCUCGCUCAGGAUCCCGCCUAGCAAUUUUGGAAUUGAUGCAUCCGCAUCUGCUUUGCCAGCUCGUGGGGAAAAUACGACACCGUUUGAAACAAGCGAUGUCGGCGGCUUGGACGCGGCCUGUCUCCGGAAACGCCGGCACGAGGCGAUGGAGUUCGGCGACGUGGGAGACAUGCCGGUGAGCGAGCUCGCUGGAAGGCUGACUCUAGCAACCGAUCUGCGGACGUGCAGCGAGGAUGUGACGCCAUUUGAAACAAGCGACGUCGGUGGCUCAGAUGCAGCCUGCCUCGGGAAGCGCUGGCACGAGGCGAUGGAGAUCGGCGACGUGGGAGACCAACGUGUCAACGAGCUCACUGGAAGGCUCACUCUGGCAGCCGAUUUGCUAGCCCGUGGGGAGAAAACGACACCGUUUGAAACGAGCGAUGUCGGCGGCUUGGACGCAGGCUGUCUCCGGAAACGCUGGCACGAGGCCAUGGAGGCCGGCGACGUGGGAGACAUGCCGGUCAGCGAGCUCGCGAGGAAGCUGGCUGUGGCAACCGGUUUGCCAACGUGCACUGAGGAUGCGUUGUCAUUGGGAAGGAGCGAUGUCGGGAGCUUGGGCGUGGCCUGUCUCCGGAAGCUCUGGCUCGAGGCGAUGGAGUUCGGUGAUGUGGGAGACAUGCCAGUCGGCGAGCUCGCAGCAAGGCUGGCUCUGGCAACAGAUUCGCCAAGGUGCAGAGAGGAUGGGACGUUUGAAACGAGUGAUGUCGGCGGCUUGGACGUGGCCUGUCUCCGGAAACGCUGGCACGAGGCGGUGGAGUACGGGGACGUGGGAGACAUGCCGGUGGGCGAGCUCGCUGGAAGGCUGACUCUGGCAACAGAUUCGCCAAGGUGCGGAGAGGAUGGGACGUUUGAAACGAGUGAUGUCGGCGGCUUGGACGUGGCCUGUCUUCGGAAACGCUGGCACGAGGCGGUGGAGUACGGGGACGUGGGAGACAUGCCGGUGAGCGAGCUCGCUGGAAGGCUGACUCUGGCAACCGAUCUGCCAACAUGCAGCGAGGAUGCGUUGUCAUUCGGAAAGAGCGAUGUGGGCGGCUUGGACUCGGCCUGUCUCCGGAAACGCUGGCACGAGGAGAUGGAGUUCAGCGACGUGGGAGACAUGCCGGUGAGCGAGCUCGCUGGAAGGCUGACUCUGGCAACCGAUCUGCCAACGUGGAGCGAGGAUGCGUUGUCAUUCGGAAAGAGCGAUGUGGGCGGCUUGGACGCGGCCUGUCUUCGGAAACGCUGGCACGAGGCGAUGGAGUUCAGCGACGUGGGAGACAUGCCAAUCUGCGAGAUUGCGCCAAGGCUGACUCUGGCAACCGGUCGCCAAGGUGUGGGGGGUAUGCCAAGCGUGCAACUCGAAGAGCGCUGGCAGCUGCAGGAGGCCAAACUGCUCAGGGAGUCUGGAUGUUCUCAAGCGAACAGGAAGCCGCUCCUCUCGAAGAUGGGAGCACGUACUGCACGGGGCUGCACGGUGGAAGAUCUGGAUGUAACGUCGAAUUGCUGUAUCCUGCAAGGGCAAGCUGUUAGAGCGGCAACUUCGAGCGCGGGCGGUCACGGAUCGGCCCCAGUCGGGUAGUUCCGAGGUUCCCACUGUUCGGCCAUUCGAGAACGCUUGCAUACCGGAGGCUGUCCUUGUACCUGGUGUAGGCGUAGGAAUUUUUUAGUCAGUUGUGAUUAAUUGUCGCGUGGAGUGGCUAUGGAAGUAGGUGGGUUAUCCGUAAGUGGGUUUACCAUCCAUUUGUUCCUUCAGCAUUUGCAUGUCUCAAAGUUGCGUGUUGACAGCGACGUAUUUUGCGUUUUGCCUGUGCUUGGUUAUGUGUGUAACGGUCUCCUUGGUGUUGCCGUGGCUGUGAAUAUCCUCCGUGUAAGUUUCUUGUGUGUUAUGCACUCAGAGCAGUCAUAUGCAGCUCGGCGCAGCACGGUUGGUUGUGAGCACAGAAAAUGCUCUCUGAAGGUGCAUGGUGUAGCAGUGUGCCUGUAGCAUGUGCUGUUGGUUUGUUGUGUAGCGUUGUCCCAAGCCCCGAGUCUGUGCGCUACGUACCAUCACUAUAGGUAGGUGAUUUGAUGAACAGUUUCGAAAUGGUUGCAUGCGUACCGAAUGCAUAAUAUUAGAUGACG